This is a messenger RNA of Lepisosteus oculatus (spotted gar), 5900 nucleotides long. Its product is annotated as protein GPR108. Gene Ontology annotation, cellular component: Golgi apparatus; membrane. Lineage: Eukaryota; Metazoa; Chordata; Actinopteri; Semionotiformes; Lepisosteidae. The record is from RefSeq and is a predicted model, not a curated record. Gene Ontology annotation, biological process: transport.
CUCCUGUGGAGGCGGGAAGUGCGAGGUGUUGCUGUGGUGACGUGUAACUCCUGACUGAGGAGCCGGAAGUAACUCGGAACUGGAAAGCAGAGUUUAGGGACUAAUAAAAACAACGUACACCUUAUCGUAGGGGAAGCGACGAUGGCCGGGGACCGAGGAAGUUGUUGUCGACUGUUCGUUUUCAUAUUUCUUUUUGGCUGCUGUGGCGCUAGGAUACACCAUCUAGCGUUGAAGAAUGAGACCCGAUCCCUGAUCCGCCUGAAUUCCUUUGGGUUCUACGGCAACGGCACACUGGACGUCAACCUGAGAGGGCUGAGCCUUAAAGACGAGAAAAGCAUCGACGGCAGAACGGUUGGGUUCAGUCUGUCGAAAUCCCGUGUCGAUGGAGUGUUGACCUACGCUGCGGAGGACCUGGAUGAAUGUGCGCUGAAUCAGAAGAGCAGCUCUGAGCCCCUCAUCCUCUUCCUCAUCGAUGUCAAAACCCAAGAAGUUAAAGUCCAGAUGUUUGGGGAGCAGGACAGCAUCCUCACCGUGGACUUGCAAAACAAGGAAGCCGAAAAGUCCUCAGGAAACAGAAGAAAAAGGGAAAGUCCUCAAGACGCGGCCAAAGCCCCCACCGAAAGCAGUCCGAUUGCUGCGGAGGUGUCGAAAGGGAAGGAGCCUGAGAAGAAGAAAGCUGAGCCCGAGAAGGGCGCGCGGAAGACCUCGCCGGGGAAGAGCCCCAGCACCUUGCCCAGUAAAGUGGAGAAGACGUUCGCCUUGGGAAAAAGAGACAACGUCUACAACUUCAGUUUUCACCUGACCUUCGGCUCCAAGUCCGAGGGACUGUACAGCCUCAACUUCCACAACUGCAGGAACAGGAUCCCCGGGAAGGAGAUCCCCUUCAACCUGGACGUGCUGAUCACGGAGAGGAACCCCGGGGGGUAUCUGUCGGCUGCGGAGAUUCCUUUGCCCCUGCUGUACAUAGUCAUGUCGGGCUUCUUCUUCACGGCCGCCAUGUUCUGGGUGUACAUCCUGCUGAAGCACAGGUUCAACGUCUUUAAAAUCCACUGGCUGAUGGCAGCGCUGGCCUUCACCAAGUCCCUCUCGCUCAUCUUUCACAGCAUAAACUAUUACUUCAUCAACACCAAAGGACACCCCAUUGAAGGCUGGGCUGUCAUGUACUACAUCACCCACCUGCUGAAGGGGGCCCUGCUCUUCAUCACUUUGGCCCUCAUUGGGACUGGCUGGGCUUUUGUCAAAUACAUCCUGUCGGACAAGGAGAAGAAGAUCUUCAUGAUUGUUAUCCCCCUUCAGGUCCUGGCCAAUGUGGCCUACAUCAUCAUCGAGUCGACGGAGGAGGGCAACAGUGACUACGCCCUGUGGAAGGAGAUCCUUUUCCUGGUCGACCUGAUCUGCUGUGGAGCCAUCCUCUUCCCCGUGGUCUGGUCAAUACGUCAUUUGCAGGAAGCCUCCAGCACAGACGGGAAAGCUGCCAUGAACCUGGAGAAGCUGAAGCUCUUCCGGCACUACUACGUGAUGAUCGUGUGCUACAUCUACUUCACCCGGAUCAUCGCCAUUCUCCUCAAAGUCACCGUGCCGUUCCAGUGGCAGUGGUUCUAUGAGCUGCUGGUGGAAGUCUCCACUCUGAUCUUCUUUGUGCUGACGGGGUACAAGUUCAGGCCGGCCUCCAACAACCCCUACCUCCAGCUGCCCCAGGACGAGGAGGAUGUGGAGAUGGACGAAGUGGUGACGGAGUCUGGUGUAUUGGAGGGGAUCUCCAAAGUGAAGAAGACGUCCAAUGGCAGAGAGAGACUGAGAGACUCGGCGGUGUGAGACCGCCUGAGGCGAGCCCUGCACUCCCCCUUCCUCUCCAGGAGCUCGCGGCCUGCUUUGCAGCCCCGGGUUGCCUUGCUCUAUGCAAACGAACGCUGGAUUUUGUUGUGACGUGUUCUGUCUUUUUUUUGUUGCCGUUUUUUUGAGAGAGAAUCGGAAUCAGCAGGCCCCGUGAAGCUUGAAGCCUCCUAUUUUUUUCCAUCAAUUUCCUUUUUUUUUUUUGCUUCGACACCCGUUGCUGUGUCUCCCCACUUCACCCCCCAGCUGAGCCCCUGAGAGCGGGGCAGUGAAAUGUUCAUCUUGAGGGUGAAGAGAGCAGCCCCAAGGACCAUGGCAUUUUUAAAAGACACGUCCCGCUGUCUGCAGGGGGCUAUCCUUUCUCCUUUUGCUGUGUCUGCAGUCGGGUCAGAAGACGGAGGGUGUUCGAAUUCCUCGAUCUUUAAUGGCACGUUGGGAAAGCAUCUCUGACCCAAAAAUGGAAAUGGCAGAGAGCCCGAGUCCAGUAAUAAGUGACUCUGAAUACCACUCCUCCCCUUAAGAAUCCUGCUCCCGUUCUGGUACAGUCUGGCUACACAGCCCCUGAGGCUGACUCCAUCCCUGAUGCAAAAACUUUAAAGAAGCACGCAGAGCCUUCAGUGUCCGGCACACUGGAAUGAUCUCGCUGAUCUCCUUGUCCAAGCCAUUCCAGCACAGGGCCCGCCGGAGUCCCGGCUCACAGCGCUCUCAACUUGGGGUACCGCACGGCGGUCCACGGCGGGGGGGGGGGGGGGGGGUGUUGGGGUUGAGGCGGAGCCCCGUCUUUUUUUCUGAGUAACAAGUAGCUCGGAAAUGGGAAAUGGCAGGCAACGUAUGUAUUUAUUUUUUAAAUCGUAGGUGGUAGCCUUUAAAAAAAAAAAGAUCUGAGAUGGGUCAUCUCUGUAUCUCUGUAAUUAUAAGACGGAUUUUUUUUACUUCAUUCCAGAAGAACCAGGCCUCCUCUUACAGCUUGUUUGCCUCUUCGGAAACUCUCGUUUGCAACCCGGAUCACCUUUGCUAGGUCUCUGCACAUGAUUGCUAGUAGUAGUAACCCGAAUCCAAAGUGCAGUUUGUUACAGUUUGUUUGUGCGGUCCAGGUGGCUGUUCUAUUUCAGCAAAGAAAAGUUUGAACAGGACUAGAUUACUGUACUUCUCCUUUCAUGUGCAACUCAGUCCAGCCACACUUCAAGUGUUUUUAUUUAUAUGUACCUGUAUAUACAUGUUUUUUUGUGUGUUAUUUGGUUUUACAGGGCAUUUGAUUCAUGGGAUUAAAAAAAUCUUGAGAAACGUAGUUUAUGAACAUGAGCACCCAUAGUGCUUCAGAGUUUCUGUCAAGCUCCCAGAAUUGUAUGGUUAACUCUUUACCGUACCUCUUCCUGGAUUUUGAUCUUAUCUAUAAAAUGGAAAAUAUCAGUGCAGCAGGUUUGGCGCUGGUGUGGGACGCUUUAGAAAUCGGCCUGUUAAAGCACCUGGAAGCACGCGAUUGGUGUCGAGUCCUAAAGACCACACGCCAGGGUGAUCCAGAACCAUGCCUUCCUAACUUCCUCUUAAAAGACACAGGGCCAGCAGAGACAGCCUUGUUCUCUUUCCUUUCCUGUACGCCAGCGCUUCUCGGUCCUGGUCCUUGGGGACCCCUGUGUCUGCUGGGGUUCAUUCGCCGCCAGUGCUGCCUGCAGCCUGGAACUGAUCUGCUUACGGGUGUAGACCCUCUUCUGCACUCAGUCCUCAAUUUCUGACCCCCCCCCCCAGUUAAAGUGCAUUAUUUUCAGCAACUUGUGCCCACAGACCUUUUUGCAGUUUCUGCUCCACUUGCUAAUUAAGAAUGCGCUUGCUUAUCUCUGGAUGAACAUUUCGUAGUAGGCAAUCAGUUGAAGAGGAACAAACACAGGAGGGGGAUGACCCUGUACCAGACACGCCCGCGGUGAGUCAGGGCUUUUUCUUUGGAUAAAAUCCUCAACGCCUUAGCACGGGGUUCAUUUUAAUUACAAGUCUCAUGCAGCUUCUUCAGUGCUGACAGCAAAUUAAAAAAACAACUCUCACAGAAAAUGAAGAUAAUUUGGCACUGGGGAUGAGGGGCUCGGCCAGGAAGAUGUAUAUGAGCACUGCAGGACCAGGAUGAGAGAAUCACUGUCUUAUGCCAGUAAAAGGCCCUUGAAAUCAGAGAUGAGCUGAGUUGCGAAAAGGCACCACCAGCUCUGCACUUGCAAAGCUAUGCAUUCGUGUAAAAAUGGUGUACAUAUAUUAUAAAUAGAUCUGAAGAUAAAUGUAUCAUUUACUGUGCUAAUCCUGCAGGACAGCCAGGAAGACUGUGCUUGAAGAAACAAAAAUCAAGAAGCCAACGUGUACAAAUUCUGUACUUUUGCCCUGCUUUUGUAAAAUGAAAUUAAGCUCUUACAGCAAAAGAUGGGGUGUAAAUGUUUCCAAGGCCAGAGAGGCGUUGUUUUGAGCAGGACGGCCGGCCCACUUGUGUGUGUGUUUGCGUUCGGACUGUGCUAUAGCCCAUGAGAUGGUUGUUUCAGUUCUUCUCCUGCAGCCUCCCAAACCCUGUCCCACCCUCCCGCACAAAACAGUCCCGGUGUCCUCACUGGACCACAGUGGCUGCCGUCCACAACUGCGGCUCGCAGACAGCGACACCCACUGCAGGGCCGUGUCUCCGGCCGACGUCACUGCUGCCGUCCCUGCCUCAGUCGCCCCUCUGUAGUGGGCGGAAACAAACAGUCCCGUGUCGGAAAUGGACUCUGUGAUUUCCUUCACGGGCUCGCUGCUUGGCCCGUUCUUGAACUGGGCAGUGAAGAUGGACAGCGGGUGACCAGGAGGCGCAUCUCGGAGAGAACCCAAUACUGGUAGACUACAGGCAAGGAAUUCCCUAAAUAGGUAACAAAGCUUGUUACGCUACAGCGAGCCGCUUGUAUUCUGGCCGUUCAGCUAUGAUCUUCAACCUUGUCCUCAGGAGACUAGAAUUUCUGGGUUUCAUUCACCGAGCUGUGAAGUACUCAGAAUCUUAGCUGGAUCCAAGCCGAUGCUUUUAGAGCCUGGUGGGAUUGCUUGGAGCUCAUUUGGCCCGUGGAAAUGUAAACCACCACAGAACCACUGUGGUUCUGUGUGGAGGUGGAUCAGGAUCAGGACGAUCCGGCUCUAGUCCCGCAGGGCAGGUGUGUCUGCAGGUUUUCCAUGUCUCUGUAAGGAGCCAGGUACUGUUAAGCUGGGAAGAAGUUGCUCGGGAAGUUGGUCCAGUUAAGCCCAGCUGAAAUGAAAACCUACAGCAAGACCAGCAUUCCAGGCCCGGAGCUGGACCCCUCUGAGCCUGUUAAAUGAGUUGGACCUCAGGAACUGCAUGACUUCAGACCUGGAGGGCUAGAAGGCUUCAUUGUUUUCUUUCCACCCAUGUCCUUCAUUACCUAACUGAGCUCAGUAUUUGCUUAAUUUUUCAAAAGUGUUUGCAAGACCUGAAGGCUUUCCUUGUUUUCGAGCAAAGCCUGCGGGCCGCGGCCCUCGAAGACCAGAGCUGGUCUGUCACUCCUGUGCCUCCUUAGUAUUUGUGAACCAGGCGAUGAGUUGUUGAUCUGCUCUGUGGCCCUAGUUUCUCUUUAGACAAAGUGAAUGAAUUGCCAGGGUAAUAAUGUAAAGAGCCCGUUUUCAGAAGUGGGUGGUGUGUCACCCAGUUUCAGGCUCAUGCACACGGUUCAGGGGGCGGCAGGUGUUGCAGUGUUCAUGGUUCGAUAGCUUUAAUUGUCUCGGAGUUGGACGGAGAGUACGUCUGGGAGCAUGCUUCUCAGUGUGUCUGCACAUAGUAUGUGUGAUGGGACAUUUUACAGUGUGCAAUGGUUUUUUCUUUCUUGAGUGCUGUUGAUUUUAAGAAUCCUGUUUUUUUUAUUGCUGGUUGGGAGGUCUAUGCAGCAUCCAAAGCACUGGUGUCCAAGUGCUACUUCCUGUAUAAGAAAAGUACUUUGUAUGAUUCCUUUAAAGUAUUACAACUUGGAUCACUUUUUGUGAUAUUUUUCUUGAUGUAUAAAGCUACUCAGAUGUGCUGUGUAUAACUAAUGUGCACAUGUGGAAAUAAAUCUAAUUAA